AUGUCUGUCCCAAAGAUUGCGGGUCUCCUGCUUAGCUCGGCCGCCAUGGUCGCUGGUCACGGUUAUCUGUCGGGUGCUGUUAUUGAUGGCACCUACCACGGUGGCUUCCUCGUCGAUAAAUACAAUUACUCGCCCGAGGUUCCUGAGAACAUCGGAUGGGCUGAGACUGCCACCGACCUUGGCUUCGUCGACGCCACCGGCUACUCUGGCCCCGACAUUAUCUGUCACAAGGAGGCCACCCCUGGUGCUCUCUCCGCAGAGAUCAAGGCCGGUGGUUCCAUCGAGCUGCAGUGGACUAAGUGGCCCGAGAGCCACCACGGCCCGGUCAUCACCUACAUGGCCAACUGCAAGGGUGACUGCUCCAAGGUCGACAAGGCCACCCUCGAAUUCUUCAAGAUCGAUGAGGCUGGUCUGAUCGACGGCAGCAACGUCCCUGGUAAAUGGGCAUCUGACGAUCUCAUUGCCGCCAACAACAGCCGCACUGUGACUAUCCCUAGCGCCAUUGCCGCUGGUAACUACGUUCUCCGUCACGAGAUCAUUGGCCUGCACUCUGCUGGCAAUGCCAACGGUGCCCAAAACUACCCCCAGUGUAUCAACCUGAAGGUCACCGGCGGCGGCAGCGACUCUCCUAAGGGCGUUCUCGGCACAGAGCUCUACAAGGCCGCUGAUCCCGGCAUUCUGGUCAACAUCUACACUGCCAUGGACUCAUACAAGAUCCCCGGUCCUGCUUUGUACACCGGCGCUGCCCCGGGCUCCUCGACCACUGCUCCCGCCCCUACGACCACCGCUGCACCCACCACUGUCGCGCCUACUACCACUCCCUCAAGCGUGAGUGCCCCUACCCCGAGCUCCUCUUCGUUCUCGCACCCGCACUCCACCCGCCGUCCCACUCGCAGCCCCACCGGCACCCCUACCCCCUCGUCUACACCUCUUGCCCCAACCUCCACCCCCAGUGGAUCUAGUUCCGUGUCGACCGGUGCUCCUGCCGUGACCGAGACUCCCACCUCUGCUGCUUCUUCCUCUGCUGCCCAGGGUACUGACGAGCCUGCCACACAGACUCCUAGCAGCACCCCCGAAGCCUCCGUCACAGUGAGCUCCCCAGGUCAGUCCGCCCAGAGCUCCGUCCCCGCUGGUGGCAACAACGCCCAGCCUAGCCCUACUCCUACCCCCGACUCCGGCUCUGGCUCCGGCUCCGGCUCUGGCUCUGGCUCUGGCUCUGGCUCUGGCUCCGAGGGCCCUAGCGACUUCUCGGCAUACCUCAGCUCCCUAAGUGCCGAUAAGCUCCUCGAGGUUAUCCGCUCGACCAUGAAGUGGCUUGUCUCCGACAAGAAGGUGCACGCCCGUGCCCUGUCGUUCUAG
Messenger RNA from Penicillium griseofulvum, 1359 nucleotides. RefSeq names its product AA9 family lytic polysaccharide monooxygenase. The transcript has a single exon. NCBI's taxonomy places the organism in Eukaryota, Fungi, Ascomycota, Eurotiomycetes, Eurotiales, Aspergillaceae. Bases 1 to 1359 code for a protein of 452 amino acids. The record is from RefSeq and is a predicted model, not a curated record.